Molecule: messenger RNA, 3368 nt
Organism: Chlamydomonas reinhardtii
Lineage: Eukaryota; Viridiplantae; Chlorophyta; Chlorophyceae; Chlamydomonadales; Chlamydomonadaceae
Exons: 12
Coding region: 93-1811 (572 amino acids)
Biological process (GO): transmembrane transport
Cellular component (GO): membrane
Molecular function (GO): transmembrane transporter activity
Source: RefSeq, a predicted model, not a curated record
GUUUAUAUAUUUGUACAACCCGGCUUUGCCCGCGAGCUUGCUUGCCGCUUAGAGUACCAUCAACGUUGAAAGGUCUCGUCUAUCUUCGCGCGAUGGCAGGCCUGGACGCCGAAAAGGCACACGAGAAGAGUCUGCACCACGCAGAGGACUCGCUAGCAAGCGCUGUCAAGGAUGAAAACGAGGAGGUCCAGCACCGGAAUCCCAUCGUGCGGUUUUUCCUGUUCCUGGCGAGCUUUAUGAUUCCUGGUCUGGGCAUGUUCUGCGAAGCCUACUUCGUGUUCGCCGUCGGUAACCUGUCAGCGCUGUGGAAGGUCGAGUACAAGAACUGCUGGAAGGGAAUUGGCUGCCCGGUCAAGCUUUCUGAAUCAAUUACCUACACGCAAGUGUGCGGCAUCAUCUUUGGUCAGCUGUUCCUGGGCUUCUUUGCUGACCGCAUCGGCCGCAAAUGGGGCAGUGUCACCACCGCCGCCACCAUGGUUGUUGGCGCGAUUCUGAUUAUUUCCUCCGCUGGUAACACUGAGCGCGCCCUGUGGGCCAUGUUCACGGCCGUCCAGUUCAUCUUCGGCAUCGGUGUGGGCGGCGAGUACCCGGUCGCCUCGACCUCCGCCAACGAGCGCGCCGAGAGCAGCGCCGCUCUGCAGAAGCGCCGCGGCGAGACCGUCGUGCUGGUGUUCUCCAUGCAGGGCUGGGGCAACCUGGUCAACACCGCCGUCAUCAUUGCCAUCAUGGCUGGCUACCACCAGUACGGCGCGCCGUACAGCAACCACGCCCUGGAGGUGACGUGGCGUCUGUCGUACGCCAUUGGCCUCAUCCCCCUGAUUGGCAUCCUGCUCUACCGUACCUUCCGCCUUCGCGAGUCGGCUGUGUGGACCAAGAAGCGUGAGGCCCUUCAGGCCAUGGGCGGUUCGGAGGCCAAGGGCGUGCAAUGGCGCAAGUUCGGUCUGCUGAUGUACUACUACUGGCACCGCAACUUUGGCACCGCCAUGAGCUGGUUCGUGUGGGACUUCGCCUUCUACGGUAACAAGCUGUUCCAGGGCACCUUCAUCAAGAUCAUCAACCCCAGCGCCUCGCUAAUCCAAGUCCUGGAGUGGACUCUGCUGAACAGCUCUGUGGCUCUGGUUGGCUACUACUUUGCCGCUUUCACGGUGGACAAGCCGUGGAUGGGCCGCAUGCGCAUGCAGGUCAUGGGCUUCGCAUGGAUGUUUGUUCUGUUCCUCAUCUGCGCCGUGCACUACGACCAGCUGCGUACUCCCAAGUACAUCCACACGUUCCAGUUCCUGUACUACUUCUCCAGUUUCUGGGGCCAGUUCGGCCCCAACGCCACCACCUGGCUGCUGCCCGCCGAGCUGGCGCCCACCGAGCUUCGCUCCAUGUGCCACGGCUUCUCGGCUGCCGUCGGCAAGGCUGGCGCGCUGGUUGCGGGUGUUGUGUUCGGCCUUGUUGACGGCCGCACCAAGUUCUGGAUCAGCGCUUUCUGCGGUCUGGCUGGCGUCAUCCUGACCCUGAUCACCAUCCCCGAUGUGACCGGCCUGGACCUGCGCGAGGGUGACAAGCGCUGGCUGGCCAUCCUCGACGGACACCACCACCUGUACCACGGCGACGCCAUCAAGCCGCGCCACCUGUCUCUCAUUGAGCGCCUGCUGGGCUACGGCAAGAACUACCAGGCCGACUCCAGCAGCGACGUGCAGUACAGCGCCACGACCACCAGCUCGUCAGCAGCCAUGGCCAAGAGGGCCGCGGAGAUGUCGUCGCCCAAGCAGUCCUUUAAGAAGCAGAACUCUGGGAACGCUAUCAUUCCCGUCACCAAUUAGCUAGUUAGCAACUCCGCCUGAACGGCGAGCGUAUGUGGCCUCGCGUGUGCCUCGAGCACGCGGCGGCCCAGCACGAGGCUGCGAGCGUGGGCUGAAGUACUGUGCAACCAACAUCAUGUUUUGGAAAGCAUGCACAUGCGGCUGUGCGUACUAGCGCCUAUGACACAAUGACGGAUUGAACGGCAGGAUGCACUGGUGUUGGCUCUGGCAACAAUUAGUGCAUCCCCGAUUUGGCGUGUUGCUUGCCUGCCGCUGCGCUAGUCCAGUUGUUACGGGCUCGCAGCAACGCAUGCGCGGAAGUGGCUUUGAGGGGCUUGCCGUCUGCCGCAGUCGGUUCGGCUGUGUGGGGUCAGUUGUGCCUUGACGAGGCUAUUACGGAGGCUUGCAAGACAUCUGUAGCUUGGGGUUUGGAAAUGACUGCCUGGUCUUGUGCAUGAUGCUUUAUAUGUGUAAUCAGUAGCGUGGUGCACGGAUACUGCCGCACGCAUGGUAGUUGAAACACGGUGGCUUCGAUGCCAGGGCUCCGUGCAGCAUAUGAACGGGGUGUCUUUUUUGUGUCUGACUGCCGUCGAACUGCGCUUUACUCGAUGUCCCUCGGACCCUUUCUGUUCGUCAUGCCAACGGCAAUGCCGAAAUGCAGUCUAGUGCUGAUGCGAGAGGAAAGCGCGCGCAAGUAAUGGCUGGACGGGUUAUGCACUUCCACUGAUACCUUUUAGGGCUUUGACCUAUGCGAGUUGUGUCUGACGGUCAUACUCAAAUGUGAUAAGCAGGCCGGCGUGUGCCGCUGCAGUUGCUUUAUGGCAAGAUGGCAGCACAAGCCACUGUGUGCGCUUGUGGCCACUAGCUAGUGGCGGUCCUCACGGACCCGCUGUAGGGAGCGCGUGUUCUUAUCGCUGAUGGCCUGGGCUUGGUCUGCGCGUGUGCGUGAGCACACACGAAUCAAAACUGAGCGUUCCUGUGCACCUGGGCCUAUGCGGCCAGGCAGCCAGGCAAGACGGUUGGUGUUUCCGUAUACCAACGUGCGUGUGUAUGUCCUUAUGUUGGUGGGGCAUACUUGCAGACGCGGAGUUGUUCCUGAGCGGUCGCCCAGAAUACGGUAGAUGAACAAUGGUGCUGACGUUGUAUGUGAUUCGGUGCGGUGGCUUCUUGUGUGAUUGCCGGCUCAAGUCCCCUGCAGGUGUUAACGUUAGGAGGUGUUGCCUGUAGCUUGAGCAGCAGCCGAAUUUCUGGUAGCAUGGGCGCUGAGAAUGUGUCGUGCGCCUUUGGUCAUUCGCUUGCGUGCCUCUUGCCCUGCGUGUCCGUUUGCUGGGGGCUUUUGGUAGCCUUGCUGUCAGAAGCAGUGGAGCACUAAGGAAGUCGUGCCUGGUGCCCAUGGCUAGUCCAGGAUCCAAUCAUGACUGGACUGCCACACAGCUGGGCUGUGAAUGCAGCCGUUUGUGUCCGAAGAGACUGUAAGGCUUGCGGCGGCCGUGUGUCGGGCUCGACGAGUAUGCAGCGCUCACGGAUGCAGGCCGUCACGCCAUGAAGCCCCCGCCGGCGCUGUAAGGUAUCCUGCCG